CUUAUCUCGCGGUGAACAAAAACCCGUCGCCGCUGCGCUCGCGCCCGCUCUUUGCCGGGGCCGAGUCCCUAUUGGCUGCAGUUUCUCCUCCCCGCCAGUCCUCCGCUGAUUGGACGGACGGUCCCCCUCUCGGUCCGCUGCACCGGCUGCACGAGAGCGGCGUGCGGCGCCCAAGACGCCGCGCGGCGAGAGUAGGAGCGGGGAGCACGGAGCUCAGAGAGAUCAGGACAAGUUAUUGACACGGAGGAAGCUGGGAGCGCAGCUGCGGAGAUUGUGUGAAUAGACGGAGGCCAUGUUGCCUCAGAUGAGAGCCAGCAGGGUCAGCUCCUCUCAACUGCAAGCUAAGAGUUGGACUAAAGUGCCCUCCCAAAGGUUGCAAGAAGAAUCGGACAUGGACGCACAACCUCACACUUUCAGCUUUGAUGAUGCAACAACAGAGAACUGAGGACCUUUCUUCGAGCUGCAAUGGGACUCUGUAGAGACACAGAUAAUAGAAAUCUCCUCAGUAGUCCUUAAUCACAACACCAGCAGUAGAGAAGACCCAUUUUCGGAAAUUAAUGUCAGCGCUGUUGUGGAGGCAACCAGAAGCUGCACUGAUGGAUCCAACACUACUCAUGGAGGUAUGGCCUCAACGUUUCCACCACUGCUGCCGCUGGUAAUGCCAGCCCAGUGAACAGCAAUGCCUUCUAAGGUCUCCUGCUUGUACUUGCUGACAGUGGUAUGCUGGGCCAGCGCUCUGUGGUACCUGAGUGUGUCUCGCCCUUCCUCCUCCGACGUGGGCCAAGUGUCUAUACCGAUGCGCAAAGCACCCAAAGUAAGCAAGAACUCCACGUUCAGCAACAUCCGCACACGCUCGCUCAACCCACAUGACUUCGGCUACCUUAUCAACGAGGCCAAAAAGUGUGAGGCUGAGCCGCCUUUUCUCGUCAUCCUGAUCAGCACCACCCACAAGGAGUUCAACGCCCGUCAAGCCAUCAGGGAGACGUGGGGCGACGAGACGACGUUUCCGGACGUACGUGUGUUCACGCUUUUCCUGCUGGGCCGAAGCACUGAUGCUGUCCUCAAUCAGAUGGUGGAGCAGGAGAGUCAGAUAUUUCAUGACAUCAUUGUGGAGGAUUUUAUUGACUCAUACCACAACUUGACACUUAAAACACUGAUGGGCAUGCGCUGGGUCGCCACAUUCUGCCCUAAGGCUCAAUAUGUUCUCAAGACAGACAGUGACAUCUUUGUCAACAUGGAGAACCUCAUCUACAACCUCCUGAAGCCUACCACCAAGCCAAGGAGGAGGUAUUUUACAGGCUAUGUCAUCAACGGUGGGCCAAUCAGAGACAUGCGCAGCAAGUGGUACAUGCCCAGGGAUCUCUACCCUGAGAGCAAGUACCCACCAUUCUGCUCUGGCACCGGCUACGUCUUCUCAACAGACGUGGCCGAGCUCAUAUACAAGACCUCUUUACACACCAGGCUGCUGCACCUGGAAGACGUGUACGUCGGCGUGUGCCUCCGGAAGUUAGGCAUCCACCCCUUCCAGAACAGUGGCUUCAACCACUGGAAGAUGGCCUACAGCCUCUGCCGCUACCGCCGGGUGGUCACCGUCCACCAGAUCUCCCCCGAAGAGAUGCACCGCAUCUGGAACGACAUGACCAGCAAAAAACACCUGAAGUGUUAGCAGACUAAAUGAUCCAUUCUCCAGUUGCUUUCAGGGCUUUCCUGUGCUUUGAAAGCUUGGCCAGGAUGCUUUACUGUGCAAGAAAGAACAAAGCAAACUCCUCUGGAUUAUCGUGUACGCUUAAACUUCAAGGUGUUUCAGAGCCAAAACGGCUGACAACGCGUGCAGAACCUCCUGGUGGUUAGUUGUCCGUGCCUGUAAACAUGUUUUUAGCUCAUCAUUUGCACAAGGCACAGACUGUCCCCAAUUACCAGGUGAGCAGAUGAGAUAAAUGCUGACAGACGCUCUGCUCGAUGCAGUCACAAGGUCUGAUUUUGAAUGUUCUUUAUGUAUUUGUUGUAUUUUCUGAACAAGGUAUUGAUACUGGAUAUCUGAUCCUGCAGUAGUCAUUGUGAGGACUAUAGUGGAUCUACAAUGUGAUGUUGAAAGCAGUAGUAUAUUCAUGAGAGAACAUCAAUGUUCUGCACAGAUAAACGUUUUACUUUCUAAGAGAUUUAAAGAGGAACCGAUCAGAAUGAAAACGUGGCUGCUAGCAUUCCCAAGUGAAUGUUAACCUCUGUUAAUGUGUGAAGUGCAGUAUUUUGUCUCUGGCAUCGCUGUGAGCAGGCUGCAAACUACUGUAUUUUCUAUUACUUGAACAUAGAGAGCAGGAGAAGUAUAUACUGAGAACAAAUCUUACUGUUUUUGAGUGCUUUUAUUUUAUUUUCCAUUACUUGAGAUUAAAUAAACCUGUUUCAUAAGA
Messenger RNA from Girardinichthys multiradiatus, 2408 nucleotides. RefSeq names its product beta-1,3-galactosyltransferase 1-like. The transcript has 4 exons. NCBI's taxonomy places the organism in Eukaryota, Metazoa, Chordata, Actinopteri, Cyprinodontiformes, Goodeidae. Gene Ontology annotation, cellular component: membrane. Gene Ontology annotation, molecular function: N-acetyl-beta-D-glucosaminide beta-(1,3)-galactosyltransferase activity. Bases 680 to 1666 code for a protein of 328 amino acids. The record is from RefSeq and is a predicted model, not a curated record.